AUGGGUUGCGGUGCAUCAAAAGUUGAUAAGGAGGGGCAGGCGCGCAACGAUGCCAUCGAGGCUCAGCUCAAGAAGGAUCGCAUGGCCCAGAAGAACGAAAUCAAGAUGCUCCUUCUCGGUGCCGGAGAGUCGGGCAAGUCGACCAUCCUCAAGCAGAUGAAGCUCAUCAACCAUGGCUCCUACUCGAACGAUGAGCGAGAGUCGUACAAGGAAAUCAUCUUCUCCAACACGGUCCAGUCGAUGCGUGUCAUGCUCGACGCCAUGGAGCGACUCGACAUCCCCCUCGCUGACGGCACCAACGCACCCCGUGCCGAGAUUAUCCUCGGCCUCUCCCCCAGCAUCGAGUCGGAUACGCUGCCGAGGGACGUCGCUGACGCCAUCCACGGUCUUUGGGCUGACGAAGGAGUGCAGGCGUGUUUCGCGAGGAGUCGCGAGUACCAGCUCAACGACUCGGCGAAGUACUACUUUGACUCGAUUCAGCGCAUGGCUGAGCCCAACUACAUGCCAACAGAUCAGGAUGUGCUGCGCUCGCGUGUCAAGACCACCGGCAUCACCGAGACACAUUUCCAGAUCGGCGAGCUCAACUACAAGCUCUUUGACGUCGGUGGACAGCGAUCAGAACGAAAGAAGUGGAUCCACUGCUUCGAGAACGUCACCGCCAUCAUCUUCCUUGUCGCCAUCUCCGAAUACGACCAGUUGCUGUACGAGGACGAAAACGUCAACCGCAUGCAGGAGGCACUCACGCUCUUUGACAGCAUCUGCAAUUCGCGAUGGUUCGUCAAGACGUCCAUCAUCCUCUUCCUCAACAAAAUCGACCUGUUCAAGCAGAAGCUGCCCAUCUCGCCCAUGGCUGACUACUUCUCCGACUACACGGGCGGUGCCGACUACAACGCUGCGUGCGAGUACAUUGUCAACCGUUUCGUCAGUCUCAACCAGAGCGAUGCCAAGACGAUCUACACCCACUUCACCUGCGCCACGGAUACGAGCCAGAUCAAGUUCGUCAUGUCGGCCGUCAACGACAUCAUCAUCCAGGUCAAUCUGCGCGACUGCGGUCUGCUCUGA
Kalmanozyma brasiliensis GHG001 is the source of this 1062-nucleotide messenger RNA. RefSeq names its product Guanine nucleotide binding protein (G-protein), alpha subunit. NCBI's taxonomy places the organism in Eukaryota, Fungi, Basidiomycota, Ustilaginomycetes, Ustilaginales. Gene Ontology annotation, biological process: G protein-coupled receptor signaling pathway. Gene Ontology annotation, molecular function: GTP binding; G protein-coupled receptor binding; GTPase activity. Gene Ontology annotation, cellular component: heterotrimeric G-protein complex. The record is from RefSeq and is a predicted model, not a curated record. Bases 1 to 1062 code for a protein of 353 amino acids. The transcript has a single exon.